Messenger RNA from Haliotis rufescens (red abalone), 858 nucleotides. RefSeq lists its product as uncharacterized. The coding region runs from base 86 to 454 and encodes 122 amino acids. The record is from RefSeq and is a predicted model, not a curated record. NCBI's taxonomy places the organism in Eukaryota, Metazoa, Mollusca, Gastropoda, Lepetellida, Haliotidae. The transcript has 2 exons.
AUGCCCUACUUUGAGUGCCACAUCAGAGGUAGUGAGGGAUAUUCUGGGACAGAAUAAUGUAUCCAUAUCUGGAAUACCAUCAGCUAUGGACACAUCCCUCCUACAGGGGGUCAGCCUUUCUGACACAGUUAAUGCAAGUGAAUACAGUGACAUGGCAGCGCUUGACAUGCAGACACUCCAGGCCAUGGGAGCAGCUGUCCCUACUGCAUCAACAGUGUCUGUGCCUUCACAGCCGGAACCAUCAGUGCCAGAUACCGCCUCCUCAGCACUGGGAUCCAUGAAGAGACCAGCAGGAUGGAGCACUGUCCAGGAGCCAAAAUCCUCGAGACAAACAUUCCUGUUGGGGGAAAGUUAUGAUGAGUUACUCUUCAAAAAACUUAAACUUGAAACUGAAUGUUUAAGUCUUAAGAAGAAAAUUAUGGAAAUUCAACUUCAAAAACUGCAGAAUGAAUAGAAUUUAUAUUUAUACCAUGUAUGCAUAUCACUUUUUAAGGCCAGAGAGUUUACCAUAUGUUUUCAAAAUGUAAUGUAUUCUUUGAAGAGAAAGAUGUGAAACCUAUUUUGACAGAACCAUACUCCUUUUCAGUUUAAAUUUAUCUUCAAUAAUAUAAUAUUGGUUAAUGUGUGAGGUAACAGUGUGUGAAAUGUAACUUCUAUCAAUAGAUACAUUGAUAACAUGUCAUAAUUUGAAUGUGUUUUCAUUCAACCAUAUUCUCAUGUUUUACUACUGCUUACAGCAACAUUGCAUUUCAGGGUUCAAAAUCUUUGUAUUUGGGUGCCAAUGAUAUGGAUAAAAUCAAUAAAAUGUAAGACCUUAGCCGACUAAGCUUGUAACACACUUUUUCCAGUUAAAUAUUU